Molecule: messenger RNA, 3033 nt
Organism: Pistacia vera
Lineage: Eukaryota; Viridiplantae; Streptophyta; Magnoliopsida; Sapindales; Anacardiaceae
Exons: 19
Coding region: 1-3033 (1010 amino acids)
Source: RefSeq, a predicted model, not a curated record
AUGGGAUUGAUUUCGAGAAUAGUGUUGCCUGCAUGUGGGAGUUUGUGUUUAUGUUGUCCUUCAUUUCGUGUAAGAUCAAGACAUCCCAUUAAACGAUACAAGAAAUUGCUUUCUGAUAUUUUUUCUUGCUCUCAGAAUGGAGAACCUGACAAACGAAAGAUCAGUAAGUUAUGCGAAUACGCCGUCAGAAAUCCUCUUCGCCUACCAAAGAUCACAAGUUAUCUUGAGCAAAGAUGCUACAAGGAUUUGCGAAGUGAGCAGUUUCAAUCUGUUAAAAUUGUCAUGUUGAUCUACAGGAAUUUGUUGAUUCAUUGUCAAGAAAAAAUGUCAAUGUUUUCGGGUAGCUUGCUGAGCAUCAUAAACAUUCUACUAGAUCAAACACGGCAUGAUGAAAUACGUGUGCUAGGAUGCGUAACUCUUGCUGAAUUUGUGUCUAAUCAGACUGAUGAUACUUAUAUCCUCAACUUAGAUGGUAUAAUUCCAAAACUAUGUCUUUUAGCUCUAGAAAUUGGGGAGGAUGGAAAGGGACAACAUUUAUGCUCUGCCGGGCUUCAAGUCCUUUCAACAAUGAUUGGAUAUAUGGGUGAAUUCUCUCGCAUUCCGGCCGAUUUUGACGAUGUUGUUUCAGUUGUCUUGGAAAACUAUGGAAGUUUUGAUAAAACAGAUUCUCCUUCACCAAAUGCCACAACUAUGAGUUCUUCUCAGAGGAGGGACAUGAGUGAGAAAGGCGAAGUCAUCAUGGAGGACAGCAAGGACCCCAGAUUUUUGUCAAGAGCUUGCCUGAAGAAUAUGGCAAAGUUAGCCAAGGGAGCGACAACUGUGCGACCUGUCUUUGAAUCUUUGUUUCGGUAUUUUGAUAAUGGUGACCAUUGGUCCCUUCAACAUGGUCUCGCACUUCCUGUCUUGCUGGAGAUGCAGUUACUAAUAGAGAAAUAUGAGCAAAAUCCACAUUUUUUGGUGUCCAUCUUAAUCAAGCACCUUGAUCACAAGAAUAUUCUUAAGAACCCCCAAAUGCAGCUAGAAAUUGUUAAUGUUGCCAGCUCCCUUGUUCGGCGAACAAGGAUUGAGCCAUCAGGGCCUAUAGCUAAUGCAUUUAGUGAUAUGAUGAGACACCUGCGAAAAAGCAUACACUGUUGUCUUGAUGAUUCGAAGCUGGGCGCUGAAGUAAUUCAGUGGAAUCGAAAUUUCAGAGCAGCAGUUGAAGAGUGCCUUGUGCAAUUAUCACAAAAGAUUGGAGAUGCAGGUCGUAUCCUUGACCUGAUGGCUACUAUGCUGGAGAAUAUAUCAACUGUCAAAGUUAUGUCCAAAACCUUGAUUGCAGCUGUGUUCCGAACCGGGCAGAUUGUCUCGUGUAUACCACAUUUGUCGUAUAAAGACAAGGCUUUUCCUGAGGCAUUGCUUCAUCAAUUACUCCUAGCAAUGGUCAGUGCAGACCAUGAAACCAGAAUUGGGGCACACAGUAUAUUUUCUGUUGUUCUUAUCCCAUCAUCCAUUUCCCCUAGUCCUAGUGCCACUUCAAGAAAGGCUGCUGAUGUUCGAAGGACACCCUUGAGAACUGUAUCCGUGUUUUCUUCUUCAGCUAUACUCUUUGAGAAGUUGACAGAGGAGCAUUUCUCCCUUGAGAAUGACAAUAGUGAAGAUGCAAAGGCCAAAUAUCAGUCCAUACUAAAUAAAUUGAAGUCAACUAAAAGCCGAGUUUACAGUAUUAAAAGAAAUCCAUCAGCUGUAGCUGCAAAUGGAACUAUAGAAUUUGAUGGUGCAAACAUGAAAAUUCAUUCCAUUCACAGACUGACGUCAACUCGCAAUCAAUCAUAUAGCCCCAAACGGCAUCCAUCACCUGCAACACAAGUUGAACAAAAUGCAAGUAGUUUAGCACAAGAAUCAAUAUCACCCCUCUGGUUGAGCAGUCAGCAGAUUGACCUCCUACUCUCAUCAAUUUGGGCACAAUCCAUCUCUCCUUUGAAUAUGCCUGAAAACUAUGUAGCAAUUGCGCAUACUUACAGCUUGGUAUUGCUGCUUGCACGAAGCAAGAACUCUCGUCAUGAUAUUCUGAUUCAAAGUUAUCAGUUGGCAUUAUCCUUAUGGAGCUUUUCACUUGCAGAAGAAGGGCCACUGCAGCCAUCACGACGUAGAUCCCUCUUUACUCUGGCCAUGUGUAUGAUUAUUUUCGCCUCGAAAUCAUACAACAUCAGUCCUCUUGUAUUUUGUGCGAAAACUGCACUUUCAUAUAAAACGGUUGAUCCAUUUUUACAGCUAGUUGGUGAUUGCAAGUUACAGGCUGUUAAUGCCAGCGUAGACCGUCCAAGCAAAGUUUACGGUUCAGAAGAAGAUAAUGAAGAUGCUCUUAAGUCCCUUUCAGCAAUUGAAAAUGUAACAAUAGAGAAUCUAUCUGAAGAAUUUUUCACAAGUCUGAUAGCUGAGUCCAUUGCCAGAUUGUCAAAGCAAGAUUCAUCGAGUAUAAGAGAGAAAUUGGCUCAUAAUUUUAUUCCUAAUGACGCGUGCCCAUUGGGAGCUCAGUUAUUCAUGGAAUCACUAGGACAGGCUGAGCCUCCACUCGCACCAGAUAAUGAUGUUGUCCCCAGUACAUUCGAAACUCAACCAGAUUCUGAUACACCGUUAGCUCAGGAAACAAGUCUCCAAGGUGUUGAUAAACUUUUAAAUGGUGUUUCAGAGGCGACAUCUCAAGAGGGAUGCUUAGACUCAAACUCAACCAACACACCUUACAAUGAAAUAGCAGAAAAGCAGCGGAAGGGGUCAAAUUUCAUGAGUUUCAAUCAGAAUCAAAAUGCUUCAGUUAGCAUUUCUUCCCCUGAGAACAAGGCAGAGGACACGCAGUCGUCCUCCAGUGUCGAGAGAAUCUGUUUCAAGGGUGGAAAUCCAUUCCUUGAGGAAAACAUCAAUGCAAGUUCGGAAAAUCAAUCUGCUACUUCUCUUCCAAUGCCUUGUGCAAUUGAGUACCAGCAGGAACCUCAAUACUUCCAGUUACCACCAUCGAAUCCGUUCGAUAAUUUCCUAAAGGCUGCCGGUUGUUGA